Scophthalmus maximus (turbot) is the source of this 2366-nucleotide messenger RNA. RefSeq names its product arylalkylamine N-acetyltransferase 1 (gene aanat1). The transcript has 4 exons. Bases 768 to 1376 code for a protein of 202 amino acids. Gene Ontology annotation, biological process: circadian rhythm; response to light stimulus. Gene Ontology annotation, cellular component: cytoplasm. The record is from RefSeq and is a predicted model, not a curated record. Gene Ontology annotation, molecular function: aralkylamine N-acetyltransferase activity. Lineage: Eukaryota; Metazoa; Chordata; Actinopteri; Pleuronectiformes; Scophthalmidae.
CACGUGUUUACGUCGCGACGCAGAGCUGCGAAGUGAAGGGAGCGGUGCGUCGCCAGCGCAGCGUGAGCGCGUCAUCACGCAGUACCAUCUGUCACCACCGAGUGGCAGUGUGGGCCACAAUAUGAACUUCAACAGGUCUGAAAAAUAACGCGUGGAAAACCGUGCGCUCGACUUAUGGCAGCAAUGGAAAGUCUCCUGUGGGAAAAUCACAUGAAGAGUGGUAAGUCGAGUCUUUAAGAUGGCCCACUUAAGCCCUUACAGCAUUAAUUGAUAUAUUGACAUCAAUUAACCAACCGGAAUAGUUGGAACUGUCUGAGCAGGACACGCCCACUCUGUAACCCAGGGGAGUCACUUUAUUGAAUAUUAUCGGCUGCCUGAAAUUAGGAUCGUGAUGAAGUUACUUGGCGACAUGUUGUCAUGGGAACUCCAACCCAUGAUCAGCCAAAUCUAAAUCUGCGGCGGGUGUGAUGGUGGCAUGACGAGGAUCACACCCCUCCUGACCCCGCGGCUAAAUAUGUUUAUUGUUGUUCAACCGACCCACGGGGAGUGGCGGGGUUCCGUCAUCCAGCUCGCCUCGGGAUUAGAACCAACCCGCCCUGCGCACCGAGGGUAUAAAUACCGAGCGCGCGCCACUCUCCGCUCAGUCUUUACGCGCGCAGACCUGUUACGCACGGAUCGCGCCUUCGGGAGAAAGCAGCAGAGAGUAACAGCGUCAAGACCUCGGCAGCUUCACGUUCAGAGCGUUUUGGAGAGAAACACAAGAGACCAUGUCAGUGGUGAGCGCAGUGCCGUUCAUGAAGCCGCUCCACAUGCGCUCUCCGGUGCCGCAGGGCCGCCGCCACACGCUGCCCGCCAGCGAGUUCCGCUCCCUCAGCCCGGAGGACGCAAUAAGUGUGUUUGAGAUCGAGAGAGAAGCGUUCAUCUCGGUGUCCGGUGAGUGUCCUCUCCACCUGGACGAGGUGCGUCACUUCCUCAGCCUGUGCCCAGAGCUGUCCCUUGGCUGGUUCGAGGAGGGACGUCUGGUGGCUUUCAUCAUCGGCUCUCUGUGGGACCAGGAGAGGCUUACCACGGAUGCCCUGACUCUCCAUAAGCCUCACGGGACCACCGUCCACAUCCACGUCCUGGCUGUCCACCGGACCUUCCGCCAGCAGGGCAAAGGCUCCAUCCUGAUGUGGCGCUACCUGCAGUACCUCAGGUGCCUGCCUUACGUCCGCCGAGCCGUGCUCAUGUGCGAGGACUUCCUGGUUCCCUUCUACCAGAAGUCGGGUUUCAAGGUGCAGGGCCCCAGUGAGAUCACGGUGGGGCCCCUCGCGUUCAUCGAGAUGCUCUACCCAGUCAGGGGCCACGCCUUCAUGCGUCGUAACAGUGGUUGUUGAGGACAGGGGGACUUGGUGUGGAUUCUCCCUGGUCAGCCCCGUGGAAACAGGACGAGGGGGACGUCUGAGCAGAUGUGUUGUCCGUGAACGCCCGGCACAGUGAUUGUGUUUGUGAUGAUCACUGUGAGAGAGACUUGUUCAGCAGACGGUCAGUGUGCACGUGUGUGUUCUGACCGCGAGUCUGCAGAGACAUGAAAUGAAGAGCUGUCACCCAGCUGCUAACAACAGCUGUUUGGAAAAGUUGACUGAAACUAAAACAAACAAACAAACAAACAAAAAUCUAAAUCAUUAGAGCAAAUUUAAAUGUUACUUUUUGUUUUUAUAUGAAACUAUUUUCAUUGUUGUGAUAAAUGCUGGACAUUUAUUAUCAUAUUCACCAGAACGCAGCUGCCUUGUUUCCUGCUUUGCCCUUUUUAAUUAUUUGUUAUUUAACCAGUCUAACUUGGCCUCUGGCUCGUAUAUAGAGCCAAAAGGACCAUUUUUAGUCAAUGAUACUAGUAUAUAGCCAUUAUUAAUGUAUACAUUAGAGCUUUGUGUGAACUGUAUGCCUUUCAAAGCAGCAGUAGAUCACUGCUGAUGUCUACUUUGUACAGGUAACGGUACAACAACACAGUAACAUGCCAAAGUAACCUGUUAACCUUCAGUAACCAUGGAAUCAAAAUGGAGGGAUAUUUGCACGAGCGUCAGAUGAGUGAAUUAUUUUAAGUGACCCUAUUUAUCUCUGAGUGGCUCUUAUACAAAAGCAUGUGGCAGCACUCUCACCAUGUUCCUAAUGUUUGUCAGGGUUGUACGGUAUGUGAUGCAUAUUUUAGAGCAAAUAUAGCCUGAGUAUUUUACUGUAUGUACACGUAAACUCUCAAAUACAAUCAGUAUAUUUAAAUAGCCUAAAUAUGUGUUUAGGUAGAAGUCACCACCUCUGCCUCUAGUCUUGAAUCAAGACAUUUUUUUAUUAAUGUUUUCUUUGAAAAAUAAAGAUUUAAUUUUCUACCA